AUGGGGGCAGUAUUGACAAGAAAAAAGAAGCAAGAUGCCGACUACCCGGAACCCACCGGUUCAUGGCCAAUAGUCGGACGCCUCGGCCUGCUGACCGGAACCACACUUCUCUAUAGAACUCUUGCUGCUCUUUCAGAAAAGCACGGGCCUCUCUUCAGUCUCCAACUGGGACAGAGGUGUGUCAUUGUGGUGGGCAGCAUGGCCCUUGCCAAGGAGUGCUUCACUGUCAAUGACCGAGCCUUCGCCGGUCGGCCGCCGCUAGAAGGUUGGAAACGCCUUGGCUAUAAUCGUGCCAUGUUCGCAUUCAGCCCAUAUGGACCUUACUUUCGUGAACUCCGCAAGAUCGUCGCCAUCAAGCUGCUGUCAAGCCAGCAACUCGAGCUGCUCAAGCACAUCCGGGUCGACGAGGUGGGCUCCUUUGUGCGGCGCCUGUACGGCAGUUGCAGCAACCAUGAGAUGGUCGCCAGAAAACGGUACGAUUUAGACCGUGGAGGAAAAGAGUUUAGUGAAGCUUUGGAGGAGUUUGUCAAUCUACUUGGUACCUUCACCGUCUCUGAUGCGAUCCCAUUGCUGGGGUGGCUAGAUGUUUUGGUAGUCGCUGGGACAGAGGCCACAGCAAUCACACUUGAGUGGGCUCUCUCUCUCUUGCUAAACAACCCACAUAUCUUAAAGAAAGCCCAAGAUGAGUUGGACUACCAUGUGGGCAAAGACCGACAAGUGGACGAAUCAGACAUCAACAACUUGCCUUACUUGCAGGCCAUAGUCAAAGAGUCAAUGCGCCUAUACCCAGCGACACCACUUUUGCUUCCACAUGAGUCAAUGGAACCCAUUCAACUUGGUGGGUUCGAUGUGCCGGUUGGCUCAACACUGUUUGUUAACGCGUGGAAGAUUCAUCGUGACCCGACAUUGUGGACGGACCCAGAAGAGUUCAAGCCAGAAAGGUUCUUGAGCAGCAGCAAUGAGAUGACCAGCUUUGGUGGUCAGGACUUUGCGUUCUUGCCAUUUGGGUCGGGAAGGAGGUUCUGUGUUGGAUGGCGGAUGGCCAUGCAAGUUCUUCACUUAACUUUGGCACGCUUGUUGCAGGGCUUUGAAUGGUUUACGCCUAUGGAUGAGCCAGUUGACAUGACCGAGGGACAUGGCCUAGCCCUGCCCAAAGCAACUCCACUUAGAGUCCUUUUGAGGCCACGUCUUCCUCCCCACCUUUCUUAG
This is a messenger RNA of Nymphaea colorata (pocket water lily), 1209 nucleotides long. Its product is annotated as xanthotoxin 5-hydroxylase CYP82C4-like. Gene Ontology annotation, molecular function: oxidoreductase activity, acting on paired donors, with incorporation or reduction of molecular oxygen; monooxygenase activity; heme binding. The record is from RefSeq and is a predicted model, not a curated record. NCBI's taxonomy places the organism in Eukaryota, Viridiplantae, Streptophyta, Magnoliopsida, Nymphaeales, Nymphaeaceae.